This is a messenger RNA of Cariama cristata (Red-legged seriema), 323 nucleotides long. RefSeq names its product exendin-3-like. Lineage: Eukaryota; Metazoa; Chordata; Aves; Cariamiformes; Cariamidae. The annotation marks the transcript as partial. Gene Ontology annotation, biological process: positive regulation of insulin secretion involved in cellular response to glucose stimulus; negative regulation of apoptotic process; adenylate cyclase-modulating G protein-coupled receptor signaling pathway. Gene Ontology annotation, cellular component: extracellular region. The transcript is spliced from 3 exons. The record is from RefSeq and is a predicted model, not a curated record. Gene Ontology annotation, molecular function: glucagon receptor binding; hormone activity.
AUGCAGAUCGUCUGGUGGCUGUACCUCUCCGGGCUGGUGUUUGCCAUCCUGAUCCCGGCAGGGCAGCAGAUGGGCGCCAAGGACUUGGAUGAGACGUCCAGAUGGCAGUCGUACGAAUCCCAAAGCACCCGAAGCUUCGCGUCCAACAUCAAGCGACACUCGGAAGGCACCUUCACCAGCGACUUCACCCGCUACCUGGACAAGAUGAAGGCCAAGGACUUUGUGCACUGGCUCAUCAACACCAAGCGGUACAGCCCCACGAAGAGGUACCCGAAGGAGGAGCCCCGCAGCAUCCCCUUCCUGGCCGCAGUCCCGCUGCUCGC